Messenger RNA from Balaenoptera ricei (Rice's whale), 1909 nucleotides. Its product is annotated as tyrosine-protein kinase Srms-like. The record is from RefSeq and is a predicted model, not a curated record. Gene Ontology annotation, biological process: cell differentiation; cell surface receptor protein tyrosine kinase signaling pathway; protein phosphorylation. Gene Ontology annotation, molecular function: signaling receptor binding; ATP binding; non-membrane spanning protein tyrosine kinase activity. Gene Ontology annotation, cellular component: extrinsic component of cytoplasmic side of plasma membrane. NCBI's taxonomy places the organism in Eukaryota, Metazoa, Chordata, Mammalia, Artiodactyla, Balaenopteridae.
AUGGAGCCCUUCCUCAGGAAGCAGCUGACCUUCCUGUCCUUCUUCUGGGACAAGAUCUGGCCGGCGGGCGCGCCGCGGUUGCCGGACCCGGACUCCGACGCCGACGUGGAGCCGGAACCCGCGGCAGCGGAGCCCUCCAUCGCGGAGCCCUGCAACCCCCCGGCCCCCGCGCAGCUCUUCAGGGCUGACUUCACGGUGCGGAGCGCGGAGGAGCUGAGUGUCAGCCGCGGGGAGAGGCUGCACGCCCUCAGGGAGGAGGGCGGCUACAUCCUCGCCCGCAGGCUCGCGGGCUGGCCCAGCACGGGGCUGGUGCCCAUCACCUACGUGGCCAAGGCCGCCCCUGAGACGCUCUGGAACCAACCCUGGUACUUCAGUGGCAUCAGCCGAACCCAGGCCCAGCAGCUGCUCCUGUCCCCACCCAACGUGCUGGGGGCCUUCCCCGUCCGGCCCAGCGAGAGCAGCCACGGGGACUACUCACUGUCAGUCUGGGCCCGGACCAAAGUCCACCACUACCGUAUCUCCAAAGCAGCCAAUGGCAGCCUCUACCUGCAGAAGGACCAGCUCGUCCCCAGCCUGGAGGAGCUGCUGGCCUAUUACAAGGCCCACUGGAAGCUGAUCCAGAACCCACGGCUACAGCCCUGUGUGCCCCAGAUACCCCCUGAGCAGGACAAGUGGGAGCAGCCCCACUCUGAGUUCACCCUGCGGAGGAAGCUGGGUGAAGGCUACUUCAGGGAGGUGUGGGAAGGCCUGUGGCUAGACUCCAUGCUCGUGGCGGUCAAGGUCAUCAGACCAGGGGACGUGAAGGUUGCCGACCUGGCCCAGGAGAUCCAGAUGCUCGUGAGCCUGGGGCACGAGUGCCUCAUCUGGCUGCACGCGGUGUGCUCCGCGGCCGAGCCUGUGUACAUCGUCACCGAGCUCAUGCGCAAGGGCAGCCUGCAGGCCUUCCUGGGCAGCCCCGAAGGCCAGGCCCUGAGCCCGCCCCUCCUGCUGACCUUUGCCUGCCAGGUGGCCGAGGGCCGGAGCUACCUGGAGGAGCGGCGCAUUGUGCUGGCCGCCAAGCACCUGCUCAUGGGUGACGACCUGGCCUGCAAGGUGGCUGACUUUGGCCUGGCCUGGCUGCUCAAGGACGACGUCUACUCCCCACGCAGCAGCUCGAAGAGCCCCGUCAAGUGGACGGCGCCCGAGGCGGCCAACUACCGCGUGUACUCACACGUCUGGUCCUUUGGGGUCCUGCUCUACGAGGGCUUCACCUACGGCCGGCGUCCCUACCAAGGAAUGAGCAACCACGAGACCCUGCAGCAGAUCUCGAGAGGGUACUGGCUGCCGCGCCCGGCCGCCUGCCCGGCCAAGGUCUACGCGCUCAUGGUGGGGUGCUGGAGGGGCCGCCCCGACGAGCGGCCGGACUUCGCCACGCUGUGGGGUGGUUCUUUGGCCGGAUCUCUCACUUGGAAGCCCUGCACCGACUGCAGGCCGCGGGCACCGAGCUGGGGGCCUUCCUGAUCCAGCCUGCCCGAGCUCGUGGACCACCACGAGGCCCAGAGCCUGUCCCACGGCCUGUGGCAGACCUCGCCCCGCCGAAAGCGUGAGCCGGAGCCCCUGCCCCACCGUGACGACUGGGAGAGGCCGCGGGAAGAGUUCACGCUCUGCGGGAAGCUGGGCUUCCGGCUACUUUGGGGAGGUCUUCGAAGGGCUCUGGAAGGACAAGGUCCGAGUGGCCAUCAAGGUGAUCGUCCGAGGUGAGCGGGCUCCAGGCCAGGGACUUCUGGCUUUACUCACGGGGGUGGGGCAGCCCACCAGCCCUGCGCCCUGACGCCCCGCCAACCACUCGCCGCCCUAACUUGGAUCACCUGUGGCACCUACCGCAGUGUCCGGGUGGCAUUCUCCUUUCAUGCUGUUACCUAAAUGCAUU